AUGGUCGCUGAUACCGCCUAUUAUGACGCCUUGGGCGUUCCGCCAACAGCUACAGAGCUUGAGAUCAAGAAGGCCUAUCGCAAGCUCGCCAUCGUCACUCAUCCCGACAAGAACCCAGGCGAUGAAACCGCGCACGCACGGUUCCAGGCGAUCGGUGAAGCCUAUCAAGUUCUGAGCAAUGAAGAUUUGCGAAAACGUUAUGAUAAAUUCGGAAAGGAAGAGUCGGUCCCUGGUGGUGGUUUUGAGGACCCCUCGGAGUUCUUUAGUAUGAUAUUUGGAGGCGAGGCAUUCGUUGACCUCAUCGGAGAAAUUUCACUUAUGAAAGAUUUGACUGCGACGAUGGAUAUCACAAUGGAGCAGAUGGAGGAGGAAGAGCUGGCCGAGUCCGCCGAACAGAAGCUCCACAUUCACGACGAAGAGCUCAAGGCGGGAACCGAGGGCGCAUCCGCCACAGGCUCUGCAACAGAGGCCUCGACUGGUCCGACCGCAGAUAAGCCCCAAGCUUCCUCGGAAGCCUCCGGCAAUGGAUCUGGAACGAGCACACCCCGGAGAUACAUGGGUCAGCAGGCCCUCAUGGACCGGUCGGAGGAAGAGGCGCGAAUGGAUGCAGCUGGUCUGUCCCAGGAGGAAAAGGAACUGCGCAAGAAGGAGAAGAAGAAGGGUCUGUCGAAGGAGCAACAGGAGCGCCUCGCCGCGUUUGAGGAGGAGCGAAGAAAGGCUCGGGAGGAUCGCGUUAACACUCUGGCCAACAAGCUGAUCGACCGCCUCAGUGUCUGGACUGAAACUGACAAGGGUAAAGAUGUAACCCACGCGUUCGAGGAGAAGAUUCGUCUCGAAGUCGAGAACUUGAAGAUGGAGUCGUUUGGAUUGGAGAUUCUCCACGCCGUCGGCGCUACUUACGUGCAAAAGGGUACUUCAUUCCUCAAGUCUCAGAAAUUCCUCGGUAUCUCCGGGUUCUUCUCGCGACUGAAGGAUAAGGGCACUCUGGCGAAGGAGACGUGGACCACCAUCUCAACUGCUAUCGACGCCCAGAUGACAAUGGAAGAGAUGGCCAAGCUUGAGGAGCGUGGCGGUGAGGACUGGACCGAUGAGAAGAAAGCGGAGUACGAGAAGAAGGUGACAGGCAAGAUCUUGGCUGCCGCAUGGCGUGGAAGCAAGUUCGAGAUUCAGAGUGUCCUGCGUGAGGUCUGCGACCAGAUUCUGGGUGACAAGCGCAUUCGUUUGGAGAAGCGCGUGGAACGUGCCCAUGCACUGGUUCUGGCUGGUAACAUCUAUGCUAAGGCUGAGCGAGAUCCCGAGGAAGAGGGUGAUUAUAUGGCGUUCGAACAGUUGAUGGCCGAAGCCAUGACCAAGAAAGGCAAGGACGAGAAGAAGAAGAAGGAAAAGAAGAAACACGGUCACCAUGACUCCGAGGACAAUGAGUCAGAGAAGCCGACGGCGGCAUGA
Molecule: messenger RNA, 1446 nt
Organism: Penicillium odoratum
Lineage: Eukaryota; Fungi; Ascomycota; Eurotiomycetes; Eurotiales; Aspergillaceae
Product: DnaJ domain protein
Exons: 5
Coding region: 1-1446 (481 amino acids)
Biological process (GO): protein import into peroxisome matrix
Cellular component (GO): cytosol
Source: RefSeq, a predicted model, not a curated record